UAUUGCAAGCGAUGGUCCUUUCUGUGACGAAAUUCCUGGAAAAACUCUCAUUGGAAAAAAUUUUACCGGAAACUAUGGGAAAGAAGCGAAAACUUCUCAAAAAACAGACUCAAUUCAAAAAUGGAUUUUUUUUUUUUUGAAAAUCAUAAAGAGAGUAAACAAAAAUAUUUGAUUAGAAAAGCAACAUAAACGAAUACUCAUUCCUUCUUGAAGAAUCGAUGAUGGAUGCCAUUAUCCUCUCUCUCUCGCGAUUUCUUUUUCUCUGUGCCUAGAAUAGAAAUUUCUCUUUCGCUUUUUUACAUUAUAAAUAAUUGGGGAAAUGUUGAGGCUUUGGAAAUGGUACCGUAAUUGCUUGGCGGUGCAUCCAGUUAAGACACAGGUGAUUAGCUCAGGCUUGAUUUGGGGGUUUGGCGAUAUAGCUGCCCAGUCCAUAACCAACUGCACCAAGAAACAGCAAUGUCAAGAGGAUACAGAAAAUGGAAGAUUAAAGAUUAAUUGGAAACGAGUGGCAACCACAAGCUUGUUUGGGUUCGGAUUUGUUGGACCAAUUGGCCACUUCUGGUACGAGGGUUUAGACAAAUUCAUAAGGUUGCGACUUGUAAUGCGGCCAAAUUCCUUGCAGUUUGUUGCUGCUAAAGUUGCAAUUGAUGGUUUUGUGUUUGGGCCACUGGAUCUACUUGUAUUUUUCACAUACAUGGGUUUUUCUGCUGGAAAAAGUGUUCCACAAAUAAAGGAAGAUCUGAAGAGGGAUUUUCUCCCGGCUCUGAUUGUGGAAGGAGGCAUAUGGCCAGUUGUUCAAGGUGUAAAUUUCCGCUUUGUACCUGUGAAAUAUCAGCUUCUGUAUGUUAACUUCUUCUGCUUGUUGGAUAGUUGCUUCUUGUCAUGGAUUGAGCAACAACAGGAUGCUCCUUGGAAGCAAUGGUUCAAAUCUUUUCAACCUUUGAAGGAUAAAAAAGCUGCAAUUCAUGAAAUUACUGAGGCUAUCUCAUGGAACCUUUUCAUUUAUUGUUCUCCAACCAACUCCCUUUUGGAUGCCGACAUCAUAGACUCUGUUCUUUCUGAAUCGGUAGCAACAGCAGGUUAAAAGGGUUACCUUGCUCAUUUGUGGUCGUAGCCAUGAUGAAUGUCGCACGCAAGCUGCAGCGCAAGCAACCAUGCUAGCCAUCUGAUUUGUAUUGUAAUUGUUCUCCAACCGUGGAUCAACAAAAGCUUUGAAAUUGCCAUGUCCUAUAGCUUCAGUAAGCAGAGGCCUUGCCUACAACAGCAAAAUCAAUAAUCCUAUAGUCAGAAAUAUUGCCCAAUCUGCUUAAUCUUAGUUCCAUAAAAAACUCUAUAUAAGCAAGAUCCUCUAUAUACGGUUAAUAAUUAGGACUCACCCAGUUAACCAAUGAUUCUUUCUUUGCAGGGAGACCAAUAGGCUGGGUCCGGUGAUGAGAGUUCUAGAAGCAUGAUCCCGUAUGAAUAAGCAUCUGAUUUCACUGAUACUUUGCCACUUGAUGCAUACUCUGUCGCCAAGUACCUGAAACCAGAAUGUCGCGUAGAAUCCAUUGGAAUUUCAUGUUUUCAUGUUUCAUAUAGAUGAAUAUUCAUUUGCUUCUAUGAAUUCAAUUUUCUGAAAUUUGAUAUCGACUUAACCAAAUUCUAUCAUUUAUAAAUGAAUUCAAUAUUUUGAUGA
This is a messenger RNA of Jatropha curcas, 1675 nucleotides long. NCBI's taxonomy places the organism in Eukaryota, Viridiplantae, Streptophyta, Magnoliopsida, Malpighiales, Euphorbiaceae. The record is from RefSeq and is a predicted model, not a curated record.